GUACAUCAACCACUCGUGUGCUCCCAACUGCAUCACUGAGGUGGUGACGGUUGAGAAGGAGAACAAGAUCAUCAUCAGCUCCUGCAGACGCAUCCAGAGAGGAGAAGAGCUGUCUUAUGACUACAAGUUCGACCUGGAGGAUGAUCAACAUAAGAUCCCGUGUCACUGUGGAGCCGUCAACUGCAGCAAAUGGAUGAACUGAACACACACACACACACACACACACACACUCAGACAGGCAGCUCUCUCUUUCUCUCUCUCUUGAAGCUGGACGCUACUCGCCCCUCCCUCUGUGGGCGGAGCUUGUCUUCAUAUCAGAGAUCAAUAGAAUAAUCAUGAAGCUGAUCGGUAAAGAUCAGAGAUAAUAAUGAUGACAGAUAAGAACGCGGGGUUAUAUAAUACAGGGAUGGGUGAUUGACAGAGGAGGGGGCGGGGCUAAUGACGAGGCUGGUCCUCAGUGUGUACAGAUGUAAAUGUGUGAACGCCACUGAAAUAACAGAACGUCGUCGUCCUCAGAGGAGCUUUAUUAACUUGCACUAAAGAAAAACAGAAAACAAUAAAAACGAGACAAACGCCCACAGACAUACUUGAUUCCUCCUCCUGCCCACCCCCCCACCCCCGCUCCUCCUCCUGCGUUUGUUCAUUUCCUGUAAGAUAAGAGAUUUUUUCUUUUUGUAUUUAUUACUGAAUGAAGCUAUUUUCUAAAUCCACGGUGCGUUCGAGGUCCGGAGUGGCAGCGUGUAAAUAUGUGUAACAUAAAUUGAAAAACAAAAAGUUUAGAGAUCACUCCACCGAGAGCUACCUUAACAUCCUCAUCCUCACCUUCAUCACCUUCUGUUUCCUGUCCCAACGCCCGAGGAGCUGCGUUCUGAUUGGAUAAGACUGUGAAUGGACUGAGCGUGCUCGGAGCGUGGGGCGGGUUUCACUGCGGCCUUCAUGAGUUCAGUGUCUUUUUUUUUGGGCUGCAAUUUUUUUAUUUGAAUAUAAGUUUUUCACUGUCAGAGUUGUGCUGCCGUGUACAUAUGAGGUUUAACGAGGACUCUGACGUGUACAUAUGAGGUUUAACGAGGACUCUAACGUGUACAGGGAGACGACAUGAAGCCUUGUUUCUGUUUUUUUUUAAUUAAUGGACGUAAACUGUGUGAUGAAGAUGAACAUGUUUUUUUUGUGUUUUGGGGAAAAAUGUGGACUCUGAUUUAGAAUCAUUUACAGAAAAUAAAAUAUUUUACAUCUUGAAACCA
Messenger RNA from Labrus bergylta (ballan wrasse), 1241 nucleotides. NCBI's taxonomy places the organism in Eukaryota, Metazoa, Chordata, Actinopteri, Labriformes, Labridae. The record is from RefSeq and is a predicted model, not a curated record.